AGCCAAAUUCAAACUAAGACUAGAUCCAAUUUCAGCUGCCUCAACAUGCAUAGAAUGCUGCUCUACACCUUGGUAAUCGUUGCCCUUGCUUUGGUUCAGGCCUGCCAAAUCCAUCAUAAUCUGACAUUUCCUGCUGUGGACCAAGUUUCCGACUGUUCUGGCCACCACCUCACUUUUUGUAAUCGGAGUUUGACAAGGGAUCUGCCCACAUUAACCUCAAGCGAUUGGAUGUCUUCUCGGCUUGAACUUUGCUUUUAUGGCAAACCUUUUACGUUGGGGAACUAG
This is a messenger RNA of Drosophila santomea, 285 nucleotides long. RefSeq lists its product as uncharacterized. The transcript is spliced from 2 exons. Lineage: Eukaryota; Metazoa; Arthropoda; Insecta; Diptera; Drosophilidae. The coding region runs from base 46 to 285 and encodes 79 amino acids. The record is from RefSeq and is a predicted model, not a curated record.